AAGUUAAUUGCAGGAACGGUAAAGCCUGGCAGUGCAAGGGGAAAACAAACAAAAUUGAAUUAACAGUUUUAUUUCUGGUCAAUAGAGAAAGUCUAGGAGUGCUACUAGAUAGGAUCUGUCAAAACCAGAAUGGCCGACUUGUGUUCAGCUGUUGGAGAAAACGACAUCGACAAAGUAGCAGAUUUAUUAGAAGCUGGUGCAGACGUCAACGCAACGAAUGAACAGGGAAGACCACUUCUGCUUCUUGCAACUCAUAAAAAAUACGAGGAAAUGGCGGUAUUUCUUUUGAACAAAGGAGCACUUGUGAAUUCAACUGACGCAGCUAGUGAAACAGCUCUGCACCUUGCUUCAGCAGCAGGCCUGGAUAAACUUGUGCGGACGCUGCUAAAACAGGGAGCAGAUGCAACGAAACAAAACAUGUUUCAAGUUGCUCCAAUUCACUAUGCGGCUAAAGAAAACCACCCACUUACUGUUACACGCCUUUCUGCCUAUCUUGAAACUGUUGACAUAAGUGAUGCUAAUGGAAGAACCCCCCUAUGGUACGCAGCAAAUAAUGGUCAUGUCAAAUGCGUCAACAUCCUCAUCAUUCUAGGAGGAGACCCUACUAGAAGAAGUCAGGAAGGAAUGUCACCUAUCGAUGCUGCCAAAGAAAAUCGUCAUUCAGAAGUAGCCAGAAUGAUGGAAGAUACGAUGAAAUCAGGAAUUCUUCAGUACACAACUGGCACUUUCAUUUCUGGCACUCGCUUUAACCGAACGGAGAACAGAGUAGUAAUCACCUCUGCAGAAUCGCAAGAUCCGGCUGUUGAAGGCAAAGCGAAGGAGCAGAAAAAGGAAAUAUUUUCUUAUUCAUCAAAAGACAGCAAAUCACCAGGACUGCCGAGGUGUCGAUCUCUAACCGUGGCCAGUGCACAAACAACCGGUAAAGAAGAAAGUAAUGAAACAGCCAAGAUGAAACUCCUACUUAAUAUUGAAAGGCAGCAAAAUGAAGGAAUGAAGCAAGUGCUGCAGUCUUUAAACAAAAGCAUUCAACAGCAGAAAAAACUGCUUGAUGCAGCCGAAGAAGCUGAAGAAGAACGAAGAGCGAAAGAUGAACAAAGCAAAGAGAUUCUGAGGAUUCCUUCAGGCAACAUAAAGUUUGUAGAGGAAGACAAGCUAGGACAAGGUUCAUUUGGAGAAGUUGUUGUCGCUGAAUGGCAAGGCUCUACAGUUGCUGUCAAAAAGGUCUAUGAUUUUCUAACUCAAGAUCAAGAAAACAUAAAACGUCAGGUCGAUUUCUUUCUACAAGAGGUUUCUGUUGCUUGGAAAAUACAUCAUCCCAACAUUGUUCCAGUCUAUGGAUUCUGCUUGGAAACAAACGGCAAAACUACAUUAGCGUGGCUAGUUAUGGAACUCCUUCAAUGUUCCUUGGGUGAUGUGCUUAAAAUUAAUUACUCUCAACUAACUCUGCGAGAAAAGGUCGACAUUGGAAGGGAUUGUUUAUGUGCACUAAACUAUCUACAUUCUCUAAUGAAGCCUAACGUUAUUCUUCAUGGUGACCUUCGUCCUACUAACAUUCUGAUUGCCAUUAAUAUGACAGCAAAGCUUGGAGACCUGGGAGCAGCUCGACUUGAAGAUGCCCAAUUAUCAGUUGGACUAAUGAGUCCUCAACACACAGCUCCAGAGAGAAUGCGGGAAGACGGGAGUACAGCACACAAAACCACAAUGACAGAUAUCUACAGUAUGGGAGUCACUCUGUGCGAGCUAUUUACUGGGGUGUCGGCAAACAGGGAAUAUCGAAAAGAUCAUGUUCAGAAGAUUAAGGAACGAAAUAUCCGCUCUCAGUGCAUUGACAUGGUCAAAGACAAUCCUAAAGAACGACCUACGGCUGACAAAGUUCUCACCGCUCUCUUAGAAGUCGUUCAAACAAAAGACUACAAAAAAUGUGGGCCCCGUAAGAUGGUGAAGAUGGGGAAAGGCAAACCUGAUGAACCAAAGCGUCCCAUUUUGACUGAUUGCAAUUAGCAAUAUGUUACUGUUAUCAAAACUUUGUCAUUUAUGCUCUUAUCAAUUGCUAGACUUCACCAGUCAAAUCAACAUUUUUGCAAAGGAGCAAUGAGUAGCAACAAGAUAGUUUUGUAUUCUAUUUGUUUGAGUUAAAUGCUAAAAUCAUGGCCAUGCGUUAAUUAGCACGCUGGCAUGUCAUGUACCGUUUUCCUGAAGAAAAUUGAAGAUAUCAUU
Molecule: messenger RNA, 2217 nt
Organism: Corticium candelabrum
Lineage: Eukaryota; Metazoa; Porifera; Homoscleromorpha; Homosclerophorida; Plakinidae
Product: poly [ADP-ribose] polymerase tankyrase-1-like
Exons: 10
Coding region: 130-2001 (623 amino acids)
Biological process (GO): protein phosphorylation
Cellular component (GO): nucleus
Molecular function (GO): protein serine/threonine kinase activity; protein binding; ATP binding
Source: RefSeq, a predicted model, not a curated record